Messenger RNA from Echinostoma caproni, 852 nucleotides. NCBI's taxonomy places the organism in Eukaryota, Metazoa, Platyhelminthes, Trematoda, Plagiorchiida, Echinostomatidae. The record is from the annotation of a GenBank genome assembly.
AUGUCAGAGGCAUGUCAAAAUUUGUAUCGUAUUCAAUUGACACCCACAGUGGGCUCUUGGAGUAAUCUAACCACGGCUGAUUGUCCGUCAUUGAGUCAGCAUGCAUGUCUAAGUAUGAAUGAACGGUAUCUGGUGUUUAUUGGUGGCUGGACUGGACGUACUCGGACGCCGGGCGUUCAUACGUAUGACACCGUGUCUCAGAAGUGGUUACCAGCGGCGUUGAACGAACCGUUAUUAAAAGGAUUUCCUUCUGGUGCGGGCCUGUCGGCUCAUUCGGCCAUAAAAAUGCACGCAAAUCAGGUUGGGCUUGGAACAUUCGCUUCACUGAUUAUUGGUCGAGAAGGUUCAUUGCGUACGCAGCGCAAGGCCGGAAACAUCUAUUUGCUGUACGGUGAUAUACGCGAGCGUGGGCCUGGUGAUCCAAAAGCCUACUACACGUACCGUGAGGCGAAUUCCCAGCUAACUACCUCAUCCCGAAGUUAUCAUACCUCGACUCCGGAAUCCGAAAACGCAUUGAUCACAGUGGGCGGAAGGAAAGAUCACCUCAUUGAAGUGCUAAGUUGGAAAUCCAGUUCAAAAAAUUCUCGCAGUCCAGAAUGGCCGGGUACUCUGGUUUAUCCACCAGACACAUGCACUUUGGUUACCGAUUUGGUCAAACAAGUACGUCAGAAACAUUUGAAGGUCUCAGAGGCCGUGAUCAAGAACCAGUGUCUGGGGAAAAUGAAACAAGCGCGUGCUUUUGCAGUAUUGGCCCUAAAUCCAAGUGAUCGCAGUGCCUGGCUUCAAGGAGGUGUCGGACCCGGUGGUCGUGUGCAAAACACACUUCUACGGCUUGCCCAGGCCAAUGAUUGA